UUGCCUAUGUAACUCAAUACCGAUUAGACAUUUGUAACAUCAUACAAUAACCCCUUAGUCUGGGAAACUAGAAAUGUAAGUCUCCCAAAUCAGGAACAUGAAAUAAUGCCACUCAUCACCCACUGCUCUUAUCAUAUCACGUGUUUAUACCCACUGCACUAAUAUAACUUCAACCCUCGACAUAGAUAAACAUUUUUUUUUAUGAAUUAUACACUUCCUAAUACAAGUAAAAUCAGUCAUCAACCCUACUUAUGUCCGUUCACAGCAAUGUUUAAAAACUAACAGCAACAUUCCAAAGUUAGGCCACACACAUAUACUUUCAAUCACACCCAAAUUUUAUUAGAGAUAUAUUCACGGACGUUAUCCCAAUGUUAUAUGAAUAAUAUUCAAAGAAUGCAACCAGGUCUAUGAUACGAACACCGAGAUAGCGUUUGUACCAGCAGUAUUUAGCCACGAGUACUGUAUAGUUAUUGGCAAGAGAUGUGUCAGUCAAGAGGAGAAGGCAUGCCCUCUUGCCUGUGCGUGGUCCUCUUAUUGAACGCAGGUAGUCGGGGAGGUUCAGACAUACCUAAAAGCACCAUGUGACACGGACAAAACCUGCACACACCUGCAUGGACGUGCUACAGCAACCCCCGUGACCUAAAAACCGGUUUCCACACUAUUUAAACCGUCCAGUCAGUGCACAGCAUGCAGCAGGAGCUACCUGAAAAAGUUAGUUUUGUAAAUCCCUAUCUGCUUCUGAAGUCCACAAGAGAAAAUCACUGCACAGUGACGCCGCAGAUCGUCCAGCACGUAAGAACGAUACCCGUGAGUACACACCACUGCAUCUCGCUCUGGCAAUGGGUUCCCUGUUCCGGAGCGAGGCGAUGUGCCUGGCGCAGCUGUUCCUGCAGAGCGAGGCUGCCUACAGCUGCGUGAGCGAGCUGGGCGAGCUUGGCCUCGUGCAGUUCCGAGACCUGAAUGCUGGCGUCAAUCUCUUCCAGAGGAAGUACGUGAACGACGUACGGCGAUGCGAGGAGAUGGAGAGGAUCCUGCGGUUCUUGGAGAAGGAAAUUGCCAAGUCUAACAUGACCGUGAAGAUACAACACAGCAAGCAGGAGGCCCCACUGCCACGGGAAAUGAUAGAUCUGGAGUCCCUUCUCGAGAGGCUGGAGAUGGAGCUAAAGGAGGUCAACUCAAACCAGGAGAUGCUGAAAUUGAACUUCCUGGAACUCACAGAGCUACAACAACUUCUGGACAAGAUAAACGACUUCUUCCAGGCUGCUGAUUUCAGCAUGUUUGAGACCGGAGUGACAGACGAGAUGCAGAGGCUGAUGGAUGUGCCAUCGGCCGCAGGACAACUGGGCAACAUUCUCAAGCUUGGCUUCCUCACGGGUGUGGUCAUGCGUGAUCGAGUGUCGGCCUUCGAGCGGCUGCUGUGGCGCUUCUGCCACGGGAAUGUGUUGUUCCGGCACUCUGAGAUCGAGACGCCGCUCGAGGAUCCCGUCACGGGAGAGCAAAUAUACAAGAACAUGUUCAUUGUGUUUUUCCAAGGAGACCAGCUGAAGAGCAAAGUAAACAAAAUUUGUGAUGGAUUCCGAGCCACCAUCUAUCCGUGCCCAGAUUCAAUUCAGGAGCGCACGGACAUGAGGGCGAAUGUCAACACACGCAUUGAGGACCUAAAGUCGGUGCUGGGCCAGACGGAGAUGCACAGGCAGCAAGCCUUGGCCUCAGCUGCUGAGACUCUCUAUGAGUGGAGAACCAAAGUACAGAAGAUGAAGGCUAUCUACCACACACUCAACAUGUGCAACAUUGAUGUCACUCAGAAGUGUCACAUUGCUGAAAUUUGGUGUCCUGUCUUGGACCUCCAGACCAUCCAGGCCGCCCUCGUUUCUGGCACGGAGAAGAGCGGGGCCGUGAUGCCCCCCAUACUCAACCGCAUGACCACCAAUCAGCUUCCACCCACCUUCAAUCGCACCAACAAGUUCACUUCAGGCUUUCAGAACAUCGUGGAUGCGUAUGGCGUGAGCAAAUACCUCGAGAUCAACCCUGCUCCCUACACUAUCAUCACCUUCCCCUUCCUGUUCGCUGUGAUGUUCGGGGAUUUCGGCCAUGGGUUGAUCAUGUUCCUAGCAGCGUUAUUCAUGGUGAUCUACGAGAAGAGCCUCACUGAGACCAAGUCAGACAAUGAGAUCUGGAAUACAUUUUUCGGUGGCCGCUACAUCAUCCUGCUGAUGGGAGCCUUCUCCAUGUACACCGGCCUCAUCUACAAUGACUGCUUCUCCAAGGCCUUCGACAUAUUCGGCUCCAGCUGGAGUGUUAAUGCCAUGUUCCAUCCCACAGGACCAUGGGGAAAUCAUACUAUACACCAUUCGAGCGUGCUUCAGCUGGAUCCUGCUAUCCCUGGAGUUUAUUCUGGCCAGCCGUAUCCCUUUGGCCUUGACCCCAUAUGGAAUGUGGCUGUGAACAAGCUGACUUUUUUAAACUCGUACAAGAUGAAGAUGUCCGUCAUCCUGGGUAUUAUCCAGAUGACGUUUGGAGUGGUACUGGGGCUUUUCAACCAUACGUUCUUCCAUCAGCCAGAGAACGUUGUACUGCAAUUCAUCCCAGAAAUGAUCUUCAUGCUGGCACUCUUUGGCUACCUAUUGAUCAUGAUCGUGUACAAGUGGUGCGUGUUUGGUGCAGCCAACUCGCAGGCAGCACCAAGCAUCCUCAUCCACUUUAUCAACAUGUUCCUCUUCAGCUACGGGGAGGAUUCGCCCCCAUUUCUCUACAACAGCCAGCAAGAAGUUCAGACUUUCCUCGUGGUUUUGGCUGUGAUAACCGUGCCCUGGAUGCUCCUUAUCAAGCCCUUUGUGUUGAGAGCCAAGCAUCGCAAGUCAAAUCGUAACGUAAGGGAUGUUUCAUACAGGACUGUGGCAAAUGGAGAUGAAGUGGAGGUGCAAAUGCUCCCCACAAAGGACACAGAACAUGACGACGGAGAGAACGGGGAGCAUGAAAGAGAUGGGGGCCAUGGGCAUGGGCAUGGCCAUGGGCAUGGCCAUGAUGAGGAGUUCAACUUUGCUGAUGAGUUUGUGCACCAAGCUAUCCACACCAUCGAGUACUGCCUGGGCUGCAUCUCCAACACAGCUUCCUACUUGCGUCUCUGGGCCCUCAGCCUGGCACAUGCAGAGCUUUCAGAAGUUCUCUGGCACAUGGUGUUGCACAUUGGGCUGCACAAAAACAGCUUUAAAGGCUGCGUGGGGAUAUUCCUCAUCUUCGCAGCCUUCGCUGUGCUCACAGUCGCCAUCCUGCUCGUAAUGGAGGGUCUCUCUGCCUUCUUGCAUGCACUUCGUCUGCACUGGGUUGAGUUCCAGAACAAGUUCUACCAAGGAUCGGGCUACAAAUUUGCACCAUUUUCCUUUACGACCAUUCUAGAGGGACCAACAGAGGACUAGAACAAUCCUACGUAAUUAUUUUUCAACGGUUGCAUUUCUUGGUUAUAAUUACAACAAAAAAUCUAAACCUAAACACCAUAAUGCACUCUGUCAGUGAUAAAAUAAACAGAUAUUUAAAAUUACAAAACACAGUAUCCAUACUUUUGCAUCUUGAGUUUUAACAUGACCAAUUAAAUUAUAUAUCAUUUUGAACUUCGUCCUCUGUUUUAAUGCAGUGUGAUCACUACAUAUUAGGUAACAGGAACAUGUUGUUUGCCAGCAGUACUGUACAUACAGAAGUACUAUAUAUAUAAGCACUGUUUAUGGAUUUAUAACUUGUGCUAAUUUAAAAUUAUUGGUUGGCUCCAUUGCAUUAAAGUGACAGUCUUGAUUCGUCUUUGUGUGAGUGUCCUUUUAACGUCUUUAGAUUAUCCAAUGCAGCGGCUUCAAUUUAGUUUUUACUUAAAAAUGCUGCUUAAAGAUUAAAAGUGGCAACCAAUAAUGACUACCAGCUGUUCUAGAAAAGCAUCCUUUCUUCUCAGACAGAUGUGGUUAAAUUCGUGGAUUUAUCAUGUACGUAGGAGAAACCAUUUUCCUCUGUUGAUUAACUGAAAUAAUGUAAUGGAAAAAAAUACAUUAAUACGAGACUUGAAAGGCUUUUUUUAAUCUGUAUUUGUGGGCUGUAAGUUGGUCCAUGAUACCCCAUGCAGUUGGGAUGGAGGACUCUGUUUCCUUGAUGUGAUUUAUUGCUCUCUCUGAAGAAGAAUGCCCGUUUAAUCUCAAUACAUGCUAAGGCCUGUGAAGGUUGGUAAUUAAUGCCAAAAGCUAUAUAUUUAUAAUCUUGGCGAACCCAGUAUGUUGCAUUGUUAAAUUAAAUUCAGUUAUAUCACAGUUGUAUCUGUGGGAUACGAAAUCAUAAUUAAUAUAUUUGAGAUGUUGCAAUGGUCACUGAAUUAAAAUAGAAUCUGAAAUUACUCCUGUAAUUAUACAAGCCUCAUUACCAAUGUGUACUUAAUACAGUUCUUUUUAGCACAACGGAAUAGUUGAUGCAUUGAAUUAAGCAACGUGGUGCAGGUUACAGAAAACCAAAACCAGACCUGGAACACAUUUUAAUGGUCCUACGUGCAUAUACUUUAAGGGUAUAAAGUUUAUGUAGAUAUGAAACACAUGUGAACAUCGAGUGAAAAUAUGUUGAUUCGGACCUUACAUACAGUAAGGUCUGCACAGUACACACAUUGUGUACAAUACAUUUGAAGAAUUAGGUCGUAUAUAGCAACGAUAUGUUAUACAUUGACGAUAUGCUGCUUGUGUUGUACAGUCGUUCAAAGAGAUGGUUCCAAUUAUUGGUGUCAAUUAAUUGAAAAGCAGGAGUCAAGUGCAAGAAGCCUCAGACAACGCUCAUCCAUAUUCUUGGUUCUUUCGGUAAAGUCACGUAGAAGGGAAACAAUAACAUAAUAGAAAUAUAAAACAAUAAAAA
Molecule: messenger RNA, 4872 nt
Organism: Petromyzon marinus (sea lamprey)
Lineage: Eukaryota; Metazoa; Chordata; Hyperoartia; Petromyzontiformes; Petromyzontidae
Product: V-type proton ATPase 116 kDa subunit a 4-like
Biological process (GO): vacuolar acidification; proton transmembrane transport
Cellular component (GO): plasma membrane; vacuolar proton-transporting V-type ATPase complex; vacuolar proton-transporting V-type ATPase, V0 domain
Molecular function (GO): ATPase binding; proton-transporting ATPase activity, rotational mechanism
Source: RefSeq, a predicted model, not a curated record